UUAACACAAAUUCUGGUUCAAAAGUACAUACAAGCAAGGGCAUGCAUGGUCUGAGGACUUUAUCAUAAACGUUUCUGGGAUAUUGGUGAGCUGGCGGGGGAUAGAGGUGCUGCGUACCAAGGGUGUCGAAUCGGCCCGGCGAUCCUCACCGGCCCACAUAGAUCUGACACCCUCAUUGUGAAAUUCCUGUUUCGUGUCCGUAAGCGACACCAAAUGGUGAGGCACAAACGGGGGGACGGAAACUGCUGUGAAUUGUGAGCAACACAAAUGCUUGAUGGUGAAACAGCGUCGUUAUCCUCAUCUUAAGUUGUAAUUCGUAAACGUGUCAUCAGGAUCUUCCAAAAGGACUGUCUCCAUGAAGAGGAACCUUCACCUCAUCUCCAUGUCAUGAUCAUUAUCAUCACUUCCUUUACAGGAACACGUUUUGUUUUGUUUUUACUACAAACGUGUUACAAACGUGUUCAGUUUCACUUUUAGGAAUCGUCGUUGCGCGCGUGCAUUCGCUGCGGUAUCGGAGGCAGAUGGUGUUUGAUGAUAAUUGUUGGUGCGGUGGGUAAUCACGGAGAGCGGAGGACACGGGAGGAAGAGUCGAGAGAGAGGAGGAAUAAAAGAGGAAAGUGACAGUGCUAUCUGCCUUGAUGUUGGAGCGAGAGUCGAGCAGAGAGAGAGAGGGGGACGACAGAGAAAUUGCGGAAAGGUGUCCACAGCAUCACUAUUCUCAUCAGAAUGACCGCUACCACCCAUCUACCCAGCUCCUUCUUCUCUCUGAAACCACAGUCCAACUGGAACUCCACUGAUUGGGAUUCGUCGUUGAUCACCAACAGCACUGAGAAGCCGUCGGAAAUCUCCACUAAUCUCAAUAAUUUCAAGUACGUGUCCAUAACCGUCUACACCAUCAUCAUUAUCUUGGGUAGCGUCGGCAACUUCUUGGUCAUCUGGAUUCUGGGCUUCAAGAUGAAGCGCACGGUGGUGACCCUCUUCUUCCUGCACCUGUCCAUCGCCGACUUCAUCUUCAUGCUGCAGAUGUCCUUGCUUGUUGUUGAAGAGGCCAUGGACGGGCACUGGGCGAUGGGCAUGGCCAUGUGUAAGCUGACCUCGUUUGGUCUCUUUAUGAACGCGAACGCCAGCGUCUACUUCUUGACGCUCAUCAGCCUCGACCGCUACGCCGCUCUCCUGCACCCCGUGUCCUCGCUGCCCCUGCGUCGCCUACACAUGGCCCGGUGGCUCUGCCUGGCCGUGUGGCUCUUCUCCUUCCUGCUGAGCCUCCCGCCUCUCAUCUUCAGCACAACAGCAGAUGACAAUGGCAUAAUAUUCUGCUUUGACGACUACAGUGAAGACCGAGAUGAGGAGUUGCGGCACAUCAUGGCCGUGAACAUCUGUCGGUUUGUCCUGGGCUUCGCUCUUCCGUACACCAUCAUGAUCUUCUGCUACUGUCACAUCGGGGCGAAACUGCAGCGCAUAGACAAGUCGCGUCGCGGCAACUCGCUUAAAAUCAUCGUGGCCGUGGUGGUGGCAUUCUUUAUCUGCUGGGCGCCGUACCACGCCAUCGGACUGAUGGAGUCCACCUUCUAUUUUCAUGAAGAUCAUGAGAUUCACCCCGUGGCAAAAAUGGCAUUGUCAAUUGUUGAUUAUCUUAUGUGCUUCAACAGCUGCAUCAACCCGAUCCUCUACGUGUUCAGCGGCUCGCAUCUCAAAGCCCAGUUCAGGCGCUCGCUCGUCGCUGCCAUCGAGAACGCGUUCAGAGACCACGAGCAGUUGGAUUUGGGGCAGGACUGCGGGAGCGGACCCACGGCGCAGUCGCGGGAUGUCAUCAACCUCAGCACCAAGCUCAGCAGCAACAGCAGCGGCAACACCAGCGGCAACCUGGAGGGCAGCCACGGUGACGUGGUGACCGUUGGCGUGGUGCAGGAGUCGCAGGUGUAGGCGUGGCCACGAGGACGCGACACGCGCCGGUGAGAGGACGCGAGCCUCACGAGACCGCGGAGAGGUGGGGAGAGUGGGCGAGCGGUGCACGGGGUGGUGGAGUGGGAGGGCAGGAGGCUGAUGGAGCGAAGGUGAGAAGAGAUGGACGAGAGAAAGCGGAGAGACGAGAAGAGAAAUGCGUGGUUCUGGGCCCGGUCGAGGUGGCCCCACUUGCUGUGAGGUUUGCUUCACAGCAGCCGGCACCCGUACGGAGGCGGUUCAAGCAUCGCCAGGUAAUUGUCCGUGGUUCUUUUGACCCCUCUGAGAGAAAAAAAGGAGAUAUUCAUAGUUCAGAGCAGAGGAGAUUAAAAAUGUAUUUCUUGAGAACUGCUUUUUGUAUUUAGUUUGCUGUCCAUCCCCCGCACCACUGAUUAGCAUGGUUGGCUACGUACAGUGCGAAAGAAGUUCAACAUACAUACAGAGGAAAUGUGAAGAAGAAAGGAGAUAGUAGGUGAGGAGAGGGUCGUGUAGUGGUGCUUGGUCUUGAUGGUGCGUAAUAAUAUAGGAGCUCAUCGCUUCAUGAAGCAGUCCCCCUCAACGUUCCAUUCCUCUCUUAAAGCCUCACCUCUUCUCCAUUCCCCAUUCUCAUCCCUCCCAUCGCCCCUCGACCCAUUCCCGUCCCUCCCCUACCCUCUCGUACCCCAAAGUACCCUCCAUCACAGUCACCCGAUCCUCAUCCCUUGCACGCCCCUACCAUCCAUAGCAUUACUGUAUUUUAUUAUACCAUUUUUAAAACUAUGUUACUGCUCAAAAUACGUACUCCAUUUAUUUAUCUAGAAAGCAAAGAUUGUUUUCAAACAUAAUUUAAUAAUGCUUUGCAAUUACGUGUUAACCUAGCCCGACCUUUGUACCAAAUUCGGCUGCUAUAAAUGUCCACACGACGAUAAGCCCACUUCGUUAAGCUAUCAUUUGUGUCUAGGUCCCUCCUGUAAAAAAAAACAAUUACAGAAAUAUGAAUGUAAAGACUUUAAUAAAUAAUAAAUGUAUCUCUAAACAGUAACUCACAUACUAUAUAUACUUUAUAUAACUGAGGUCUAGGCGAGGCGCUGGCAGCUAGGCCUCACCUGAGGUGGGGGGGGGAGUGAAUUUACAAAUAGGUGUGCUGAAGGGAUAUUGCUCAAUUAAAACAACUGUUCUAAGUGCGCCAAUAUAAUAGCUACCAUUGAAAACUGUCACAAACAUUGCAUUUUACGUUGAAAAUACCAAAGUGUUUAACUAUCCCUGGUUUCCACUACCCAAGAGACAUUGACACAAGGUGCCCACGAGACUGGGGUAUCCGAGAAUUAAAGUGGACCCUGUCCUUUGCGCAGCCAAUGUUCAUGAAAUAUUCCGUACGUCUCGGGUCCACCAACUUCCUGUACAUCAAAUUGUGCUUCGUGUUGUAUUAUUUUUCUUUCAAUAAAACGUCAUUGUUGAUAAAAAAAAAGUCGAAAGUAGUUUGUAUUUCUGGUACAAAUUUAAAUAUAAGCAACGGAAAUAAGAGAUAGCAGUGAGCUGACGGGGUGACGACGUGAGGGGUUCUGUGAAAUGCUCAUUGUGAAUCUGCGGUUCCGUGUACUAAGCGACACCAAAUGGU
This is a messenger RNA of Petromyzon marinus (sea lamprey), 3538 nucleotides long. Its product is annotated as formyl peptide receptor-related sequence 4-like. Gene Ontology annotation, molecular function: G protein-coupled receptor activity; complement receptor activity. Gene Ontology annotation, cellular component: plasma membrane. NCBI's taxonomy places the organism in Eukaryota, Metazoa, Chordata, Hyperoartia, Petromyzontiformes, Petromyzontidae. The record is from RefSeq and is a predicted model, not a curated record. Gene Ontology annotation, biological process: phospholipase C-activating G protein-coupled receptor signaling pathway; complement receptor mediated signaling pathway; inflammatory response.